Closterium sp. NIES-65 is the source of this 726-nucleotide messenger RNA. NCBI's taxonomy places the organism in Eukaryota, Viridiplantae, Streptophyta, Zygnematophyceae, Desmidiales, Closteriaceae. The record is from the annotation of a GenBank genome assembly.
AUGGUGGUUGGCGAUGCGUCUGCGUUUCGGGUCUGGGGAUCUCGGGCGUUUGUCUGCGACUUGUCUGCGGACAAGCUGUCCCCCCGUGCUGUUCCCUGCGUCUUCCUUGGCUUCCCCCCUGACGCGCCUGGUUGGCAGUUUUACCACCCCACCUCGCGCCGUGUUCUGUCCUCCCAGGACGUCACCUUUGACGAGUCGGUGCCUUACUAUCGUCUCUUCCCCUACCGCACUGCUCCCCUCCCCCCGCCGCUGCUCUUCCUUGCGCCAGGUCCUCCCCCAGUAGACCCCCUCCCCCCUCAGGGUCCUGCCCCGUCAAGUGUGUCCCAGGUUGACGCAGUCGAGCCUGUCGAGGUAGCUGUUGACUCUGGUGCUGCUAGGGGUGCUGAGCCUACGGGUGCCGGGUCUGGGGGUGCUGAGCCUAAGGGUGCGGAGCCUGGGGGUGCUGAGCCUGGGGGUGCGGAGCCUCGGGGUGUUGAGCCUGGGGGUACCAAGCCUGAGGGUGCUGGGUCUGCUCGUGUGGCCUCUGGCGGUGCUUCGUCGAGGCGGGAGCUACUCUCUCCGCAGGAGCUGCACGAGUGGUUUGCCCGGCGCAGGAGCCGUGCUGCUGGAGCUAGAGGUGCUACUGUUGCUGCUGACCCUGGGGUCGGCACUAGAGUUACUGGAGCCACUAGUCUUGGAGGUGCUCGUACUGGGGGUACUGGAGCUGGUGGUCCUGCUGGAGUUUGA